Messenger RNA from Benincasa hispida (wax gourd), 1951 nucleotides. RefSeq names its product DHHC-type zinc finger family protein. Lineage: Eukaryota; Viridiplantae; Streptophyta; Magnoliopsida; Cucurbitales; Cucurbitaceae. Gene Ontology annotation, cellular component: endoplasmic reticulum; Golgi apparatus. Gene Ontology annotation, molecular function: protein-cysteine S-palmitoyltransferase activity. Gene Ontology annotation, biological process: peptidyl-L-cysteine S-palmitoylation; protein targeting to membrane. The record is from RefSeq and is a predicted model, not a curated record.
CUCUCUUCUCCUCCUCUUCUUCUCCUCCCACCAAAAAGCAGGCCAUAGCAGAGAGAUUUUAGAGAGAGAAAAUAGAAACCCUUGAUUUUUCAAUGUCCAAACCCCUCAUUUCCUCCUCCCCCUACUCCGAUUAACCCUCUCUCAGCUCGACGGCAAUCUCACCGUUUGUUUUGUAGGAUCUCCCGUUAAGCUGAGAGAGUUGAGCGGUUCGAGAAACACAAAGUUCAUAGGAUUAACGAAAAGAAAAAUAGAGAUGUAUGUGGUUCCUCCACCGCAGCGAUCGGAUCCGCUUUCUGGAUCCUCUAGCGGUUCUACUGAUUUACGAGUCUACCAAGCUUGGAAAGGAAGCAAUAUUUUCUUCCUCCAAGGAAGGUUCAUUUUUGGACCAGAUGUUAGGUCAUUGGCGCUGACAAUAUUUCUUAUUGUUGCUCCUGUUUCCAUUUUCUGUGUAUUUGUUGCCAAGAAGCUGAUGGAUGACUUUUCUGGUGAUUGGGGAAUAUCGAUAAUGGUUGUUGCUGUUGCAUUUACAGUCUUUAUUUUAGUCCUCUUGUUGCUUACCUCGGGAAGAGAUCCUGGAAUAAUUCCUCGGAAUGCACACCCACCUGAACCUGAAGCCUAUGAAGGUAGUGUUGAUACUGGAUCUGCACAAACUCCUCAAUUACGAUUGCCUCGUAUCAAGGAAGUAGAGGUCAAUGGUAUCACUGUUAAGAUCAAGUAUUGUGACACAUGCAUGCUUUAUAGACCUCCUCGCUGCUCACACUGUUCAAUCUGCAAUAACUGCGUGGAAAGAUUUGAUCAUCAUUGUCCUUGGGUCGGGCAGUGUAUUGGUCUGAGAAACUAUAGGUUCUUCUUCAUGUUCGUCUUCUCAACAACCCUUCUUUGCAUAUACGUGUUUUCAUUCUGCUGGGUAUACAUCAGGAGGAUUAUGUCAGCAGAGGAAACAUCCAUAUGGAAAGCGAUGAUCAAGACUCCUGCCUCCAUUGUGCUAAUUGUUUACACUUUCAUCUCAAUGUGGUUCGUUGGUGGCCUUACUGCCUUCCAUUUAUAUCUCAUCAGUACAAACCAGACUACCUAUGAGAAUUUUAGAUAUCGUUAUGAUCGAAGAGCCAACCCAUAUAACAAAGGAGUGUUGGACAACUUCAAGGAGAUCUUUUGCUCCAGCAUUCCUGCAUCCAAGAACAACUUCAGAGCGACCGUGCCUAAAGAGCCUGUUCUACCUCCGACUCGACUCGGAACCAGUGGUUUUAUGAGUCCAAAUGUAGGAAAAGGGGUAGAGGACAUUGAAAUGGGAAGGAAAACAGUAUGGGGAGACAUGAAUUCUGGAGCAGAUCCGUUUGAUGGACAACCUCAGAUCAGCGAGCGGUUGAACAUAAAAGAAGGUGAACUUGGCGAAGUAUCUCCAGAUAUUAGAGUUGCUGUUGAAGAAGGUAACGAACGUGGUGGAUUACAUCCUCGGCGAUCCAGUUGGGGAAGGAAAAGCGGAAGCUGGGACAUGUCGCCUGAAGUUGUUGCCUUGGCAGCAAGAGGUGGCGAAAAUCGUGUCGGAGGGAGCAGCAGCAGCGGCAACUUGACGGCUGACAACCGAGAAACACGUGAUCAUUAAUAAACUUGGAAACAGAUUUAGAUGUUAAAUGAAAAAGGAAAAAAAAAAAAAAUUGAUUGAAGAAAAACGAAUUUUAGAGUCUAAUUUUAUGGGUUUGAAGUGGGAUAUGUUGAGGUUUAAGGGUUUGUGAUUCAGCUUCCACAUUAAAGUUUAUAUGUGCAAAAUACGAAAGGGAAGUUGAGAGAGAGGGGGACUUAAUGAUUUGGCAGAUGUAAAUGUUGAUUUGGAUGUGUGUUAUACUGUACGAGUGAGUUUUUUCUUCUCCAGUUUCUUAUUUUUCUACUUCAUUUGUGGAAUCAGUUAGCCAAUUGUAAUGCAUUUGUGAAUUUAGUGUGCUUAAAUAUUAAA